Messenger RNA from Lingula anatina, 1409 nucleotides. Its product is annotated as flocculation protein FLO11-like. The record is from RefSeq and is a predicted model, not a curated record. NCBI's taxonomy places the organism in Eukaryota, Metazoa, Brachiopoda, Lingulata, Lingulida, Lingulidae.
AAGAGAUCGACUUAAAAGAUUGAAAGCGCCAUAAACUUUAUCAGACGCAACGAAAGAACAGAAAAAAUAUAAUUGUCAACAUGUGUAAAACAAUUAAAUGGAGCACCCGUGUGUUCUGUUUGAUUGUAUACCUAGCGCUACCGCAUGUCUCAGUAACAUCAUCGAGUGAGGAUUCAAACAAAAUACCAACAAGUGCCUCUGCCAUCCCUUUUACUACAUCAUCAACUGAGGAUUCUACUGAGGUAUCAACAACUGCCUCUGCCAUCCCUUCUACUACGUCAUCAACUGAGGAUUCAACCGAAGUACCAACAACUGCCUCUGACAUCCCUUCUACUACAUCAUCGACUGAGAAUUCUACUGAGGUAUCAACAACAGCCUCUGCCAUCCCUCCUACUACAUCAUCAGCUAAGGAUUUAACCGAGGUAUCAACAACUGUCUCUGCCAUCUCUUCUACUACAUCAUCAGCUGAGGAUUUAACCGAGGUAUCAACAACUGCCUCCGCCAUCCUUUCUACUACAUCAUCAGCUGAGGAUUUAACCGAGGUAUCAACAACUGCCUCCGCCAUCCCUUCUACUACAUCAUCAUCUGAGGAUUCUACUGAAGCACCAACAACUGCCUCUGUCAUCCCUUCUGGGAGAUCAUCAACUGAGGAUUCAACCGACGUAUCUAUAACUGCCUCUGGCAUCCCUUCUACUACAUCAUCAACUGAGGAUUUUAUUGAGGUAUCAACAACCGCCUCUGCCAUCCCGUCUACUACAUCAUCGACUGAGAAUUCUACUGAGGUAUCAACAACUGCCUCUGCCAUCCCUUCUACUACAUCAUCGACUGAGAAUUCUACUGAGGUAUCAACAACUGCCUCUGCCAUCCCUUCUACUACAUCAUCAAGUGAGAAUUCUACUGAAACACCAACAAAUGCCUCUGCCAUCCCUUCUACUACAUCAUCAAGUGAGGAUUCUACUGAAGCACCAACAAAUGCCUCUGCCAUCCCUUCUACUACAUCAUCAAGUGAGGGUUCUACUGAGGUAUCAACUUCUGCCUCUGCCAUCCCUUCUGGAACAUCAUCAACAGAGGAUUCAACCAAAGUCCCAACAACAGCCUCUGUCAUCCAUUCUACUACAUCAUCGACUGAGAAUUCUACUGAGGUAUCAACAACGGCCUCUGCAAUCCCUUCUGCAACAUCAUCAACUGAGGAUUCAACCAAAGUCCCAACAAAAGCCUCUGCCAUCCCUUCUACUACAUCAUCGACUGAGGAUUCUACUGAGGUAUCAACUUCUGCCUCUGCCAUCCCUUCUGGAACAUCAUCAACAGAGGAUUCAACCAAAGUCCCAACAACAGCCUCUGUCAUCCAUUCUACUACAUCAUCGACUGAGAAUUCUACUGAGGUAUCAACAACUGCCUCUGCCAUCCCU